This is a messenger RNA of Funneliformis mosseae, 531 nucleotides long. Lineage: Eukaryota; Fungi; Glomeromycota; Glomeromycetes; Glomerales; Glomeraceae. The record is from the annotation of a GenBank genome assembly.
AUGCUUAUUACUGCAACUCAAUCCACUCAAGCAUCUCUGAAAGACGCUGGUAUUACUCCUGAUGUUGUUGAUGACUUUGUCCCUACCGCAAUUUUGAGUGUUAAGUACGGCGAGAAAAGUACAGAGCUGGGAAACGAAUUCACUAUUAAUGAAACCAAAGAUGCUCCGAGUAUCGAAUUUUUUGCGGACGACGAAAAUUCUCGAUAUACGCUUUUGAUGGUUGAUCCAGACGCACCAAGUCGUGCUACACCAAAGAACAGGGAAUGGCGUCAUUGGAUAAUUGGAAAUAUUCCACAUUCAGGAAAUUUAUCCGAAGCAACUGUGAUCACUUCUUAUAACGGACCUACUCCUCCUCCUGGCACAGGAUUCCACCGAUAUGUUUUCUUGCUAUAUCGUCAACCUGAUUCACAACUCGAAUUUCAAGCGGUACCUUCCCCUCGUGGUGGAUUUAAGGCUCGCCUUUUUGCUGAACAACAUGGGUUACAAUUAAUCGCGGCUAAUUUCUUCUUGUGUAAAAAUGAACAACAGUAA